Sus scrofa (pig) is the source of this 2449-nucleotide messenger RNA. It is a transcript of the gene TRMT61A, whose product is annotated as tRNA methyltransferase 61A. The record is from RefSeq and is a predicted model, not a curated record. Gene Ontology annotation, molecular function: tRNA (adenine(58)-N1)-methyltransferase activity. Gene Ontology annotation, biological process: tRNA methylation. NCBI's taxonomy places the organism in Eukaryota, Metazoa, Chordata, Mammalia, Artiodactyla, Suidae. Gene Ontology annotation, cellular component: tRNA (m1A) methyltransferase complex; nucleus.
CUGAUCCCAAGGUAAGCCCAGUUCAUCCAGCGCUCAUUGCACCGUGGGGACACAGAACUCCUUCCCUUCUUGAAGCAGCUUCUGCACUUGGAGAAUGUGCCCCGAAGGGGAGGAACGCCAACUGCACCUCCGCAGCCCCUUCAAGGCCACCAUCUCCUUCCUACUCCUCUGGCUGAGCCCGGCCAAAGCCUUCUGGACGACCCUCUGAUCUGCGAUCCCAUUUUCUGGAAUAUAUCCUGGGAGCCAUUAAGAGGUGUCCCCAGGGCGGUUUGCAGGGACAAAACGGCCAUGGCCAAGCGUCCCGCUAGGGGCUUGCGCAGCUAGCGGUGGGCCGGCCCUUCGGGGACUCCAGGGCUGUCCAAGGCUGCGAAGGGGACCCUGCCCGGAUCUGAAAGGACCGCAGCAGCUCGGCGGCGGGACAGUGGGACUUCCCGUUUGUCUUCCGCAGGAGCAGCUAGAAACGCUGGAGAAACUCUGGGAGGUGCGCCCCGGACGGCGGCAAGGGGGGCCCGCGGGUCCCGGGAGCCCGCGCGCGAGGGGCGGGGCCGUGACGUCGUCAGCGGGCGCCGCGCGCCGGGCCGGAGCCGGAAGGGCUGUAGCCGCGGCGCGGAGCCACGUGUAGCGCCUCCGGGAGUCUCAACCCGAGGAACGUCGCCGGUCCCUGGCACUUGCCAGACAGCAACCAUGAGCUUUGUGGCGUACGAGGAGCUGAUCAAAGAGGGUGACACAGCCAUCCUGUCGCUGGGCCAUGGUGCAAUGGUGGCCGUACGUGUACAGCGUGGGGCCCAGACCCAGACCCGGCACGGCGUCCUGCGACACUCGGUAGACCUCAUUGGCCGCCCGUUUGGCUCCAAGGUGACCUGCGGCCGUGGUGGCUGGGUGUAUGUGCUGCACCCGACGCCCGAGCUCUGGACGCUGAACCUGCCGCACCGGACGCAGAUCCUCUACUCCACUGACAUCGCCCUGCUCACCAUGAUGCUGGAGCUUCGGCCUGGCUCUGUGGUCUGUGAGUCCGGCACCGGCAGCGGCUCUGUGUCCCACGCCAUCAUCCGCACCAUUGCACCCACGGGCCACCUGCACACGGUGGAGUUCCACCAGCAGCGGGCGGAGAAGGCUCGGGAGGAGUUCCAGGAGCACCGCGUGGGCCGGUGGGUGACCGUACGCAACCAGGACGUGUGUCGCAGCGGCUUUGGCGUGAGCCACGUGGCGGACGCUGUCUUCCUGGACAUCCCCUCACCGUGGGAGGCCGUGGGCCACGCCUGGGAUGCUCUCAAGGUUGAAGGUGGGCGCUUCUGCUCCUUCUCGCCGUGCAUUGAGCAGGUGCAGCGCACGUGCCAGGCGCUGGUGGCCCGCGGCUUCUCGGAGCUGAGCACCCUGGAGGUGCUGCCCCAGGUCUAUCAUGUGCGCACCGUCAGCCUGCCCGCGCCCGACCUGGGCGCCAGCCCGGGCCCCGACGCCCGCCCCUUCCGCAGCGGCACGCCCAUGAAGGAGGCCGUGGGCCACACCGGGUACCUGACCUUCGCCACCAAGACCCUGGGCUAGCGAGCCGCCGGCAGGACUCCGGGAGCUGGGGGCCCUGCGGGGCCAGACAGGGAGGCUCGGCUCGGCCAGAAGAUGCCUUAUAUGGUCAGCGGACGCCUGCCGGGCCGUGUUUAGAAACAGAGGGACCGUGGGCCGGGGCCUGGUGUGUGGCUGAAAGGAGGCUGCCACGGGGGGGGGUGGAGGGGGAAGCAUCCAGUCCCUGGGGAGUCAGACCUCCCUCCCAUGUCACCCCUGCCCUCAGCGUCCCAUCCUGCUGCUGUUUGCUGUCACGUGAAGUGUCCACUGCCGUGGCCUCUUCUGGAUGUGGAGGCCCAAGAGGGCAGGUGGCAGGAGGGUACAGCUCUCACCCCUUUCCCGGGGGCCUCCUACAGCAGGUGGGGAGCAAAGACUCGGAGGAGGGAGAGGGCCUGGGCCUGUGAAGCAGCUGCCCGGCAGGGUUGUGGGCUGGCCUGUCAUCGAUGUUUGAAAGCGGACCCUGCUGUGUGGCCUCAGGCCUGACCUUACUCCACUGGGCACUGCCUGGGCAUGUGGGCUUGUGCCCAGUCCCCCCCACCCCACCCCAGUCUACCCCUGAAAGUGCCUUCUGCUGCCCUGGUCCAGCCAGGGCCCCCGUGUGUCCCUUAGAGAAGAGCUGAGCCAGACGGGAUGUGCUUCCCAUGGUCGGCCAGGCCAGGUCCCAGCCACGCGGUGCCCUGCCUCUCGCAGGAGCCUCGGGCUUGUGCGGGGCGUACAGGACGGAGGAUGGGAGGUCACCGGGUCCCGUGUGUUCAGCCCCACCCCGGCCUCACCAGCAGCCAGGAGCCUCUGUCCCCAUGUUAGGACCAGAGCCCAGGGCACUGCGCUGCAGGAAGCCGGCCCCCAACCAUGCCUGGCAGAGAAAUAAACACUGUCGCCCCUGCCGUGCUGA